This is a messenger RNA of Arachis stenosperma, 1821 nucleotides long. RefSeq lists its product as uncharacterized. The transcript is spliced from 9 exons. The record is from RefSeq and is a predicted model, not a curated record. The coding region runs from base 792 to 1532 and encodes 246 amino acids. Gene Ontology annotation, biological process: protein folding in endoplasmic reticulum. Gene Ontology annotation, cellular component: EMC complex; membrane. Lineage: Eukaryota; Viridiplantae; Streptophyta; Magnoliopsida; Fabales; Fabaceae.
CGUUCUAGUGUUGUUGUGGCUAGGGUGCUUGUGUACAGAACUGGGGUACCUGUCUGGGAAUAAUGACCUCUGGAAGAAGAAGUUUGAGGAGGAGUUCGGGGAAGCUGGGAGUAUAGUGAAGUUCUUUAAGGAUUAUUUUGCUUUACACUGGGAAUCAAAGAAGAGAUCGAUGCAGCUGGUUUUUUAUGCAUUAUUCCCAGCACGGAGAGAUUUUAAUCCUUUUGGAAAUUUUUUAUUGCGUUUAAUGAUAAAAUAUGGAUGAGUUAUUAUGUGAAAUUACAAAAUUUUGAAUUUUAUUAGUUUAGAAAUCAUUGAAUUUGGAUGUUUGAUUGUUUGAAAUUGUAUAUUGAAUUUUUAAUAAUUUUAUUGUAUAUCUAACUAAACCUGAUCGACCAUGGUUGGACUACGGUUGGACCAUGGAACCAUUGAAUCCGUCACUUGACCGGUUCAAUGACCGGUUCGGUUCUCGCAACCUUGCUUGCACCACACCAAACCGCCCCCUCUCUUGUCAUCUGGCUCUCAUCCUCGCUUCCUCAGCCACGAAGCCCGCCGGCCAGGCAUCUGCUCCGAGCCUUCUCUGAAGAUGACUUCAGUUUCUGCUCCAGACGCAAGCUCCAGCGACGCUGCCGCCGAAGACUCCCCUCCAUCUUCCAUCUCCAUUGCCGAAGACUCCCCUCCUAUCCAGCCUCCAGCACCAUCGCCGUCGCCACCGCCGCCGCCAGACUCCCCUCCAUCCGUCCUCUCUACAUCUCUGCUUGGAUCUGAGACUGCCCUCAGCUGUUAGCAGAAUAAUGGCAGAAGAUCUGGUUCUAGAUACUGCAAUCAGAGACUGGGUGCUGAUCCCUCUCUCUGUGGUUAUGGUUCUAAUUGGUGUGCUCCGGUAUUUUGUCUCUAAGCUUAUGCGCUCUUCCCAAACCCCUGAUGUCAAAAUUGUCAAAGAAGGGCAAAUUAUGCUUAGAGCUCGGAACCUGCGUGCCGGAGCGAAUUUCAUUCCAGCGAAGGCUUUCCGUGCCCGCAAGAUUUACUUUUGUAACGAGGAAAAUGGGCUGUUGUUUGUUCCAAAGGGCCAAGCGCAGAAUCCGCAAGCUCAGAUGUUCUCCGAUCCAAACAUGGCCAUGGAUAUGAUGAAGAAAAACCUUUCUAUGAUCAUUCCUCAGACUCUUACCUUUGCUUGGGUGAACUUUUUCUUUUCUGGUUUUGUAGCAGCCAAGAUACCCUUUCCUCUGACACAGAGAUUUAGGUCGAUGUUACAGAAUGGAAUAGACCUAAGCACAGUAGAUGUUAGCUAUGUUAGCAGCCGCUCCUGGUACUUCCUCAAUUUGUUUGGAUUACGAGGAUUGUUUAGUCUCAUCUUGGGGGAGGAAAAUGCUGUGGAUGAUACACAACGUAUGAUGCAAAUGGGUGGAUUUGGAAUGGACCCUUCAAAGGGCUCGAGUGCCGAGAAAGACAAUCUUGACAUAACACAACAUGAUUGGGCCUUACCAAAUUUCGAGCAACGUGCUGAAGCUGUGUUAAGGAAAGUUAUCAAUUGAUCAAUGUUAUGCAAUAGGGAGUUUAGUUGCUUGCAUUAACAGGAGGAUACGAGCCAAACUGUAUAACCAUAGCGAAAGAUGUUGCUGAUCGUGUUGAAGCUAUUAGUGUAUUUUCAAGGCGAAAACCUUUCGUUAUUAUUAGAAAGCACUGAUAACCAGAGAUUAAAUUACACAUUAGUUGCAUAUUUUUUUCUGAAUGUCCAUAAUCAUGAGAAACAUGAAUUUUUCCCGUGAAACGUUCAACUUUGUGCCGUGUUUUAAGUCAUACUACUACUGUCUUUAUCCAUAA